Caenorhabditis angaria is the source of this 3693-nucleotide messenger RNA. Lineage: Eukaryota; Metazoa; Nematoda; Chromadorea; Rhabditida; Rhabditidae. The record is from the annotation of a GenBank genome assembly.
AUGAAUUCUUACGAUAUUGCUGCAUGUAUUAUCAGCGCAUUUGUCAUUAUUGGUCUGAUUGCAGUUUUCGUCAUAUAUGUCUUUUGGAAACGUUGUCGUAAAUGGUUUGCAGUUUUCCCAACGAAAAAAGGACACAAGAUCGGUUUCUCUAUUGGUCAUGGUAUCCUAUUUGGUUUGUCUGUUGUUUAUGUUGCUACCGGAGCUUAUUUGGAUUCGAAUUCGGAUGACACUAUCAUCGAAAGUCGACGCUUGAUUCAGGAAGUCAAGAAUGAGGCAAACAGUGAGUGAAAUAACUCAUUUUGAGGUGUUAAAAUGAGACAAAUUAUCAUUUUCAGUUCUAAACACACUAGCUAUCAACGCCGAAAAGAAAUUGAGUCAUAUUCCAAAAAUGUCAAUGGAGGAUGCGAUCAACAAAACCCUAAUUUAUACAACAAUGGAAAAAGAUCUUAAAAAAGAUUUUAGUUUUGACUUUCCUGAACGAUUUAAUUUCUACCAAUUACUCAUAGUGAGCAAAAGAUUGGAAGAUGAACAAGAAAACAAAACUACCUGUGAACCGAUUCGAGAAAAAAUUUCAAUGCCCCAUUAUCGUAUUAACAAAAUCGAUGAUUUUUUUCCUUAUUUGAGACAGGAUCAUAUAGAUUAUCUUGAAUAUUUCCAAAAGAAAAUGAAUGCUGAAUAUGACAAAAGAGCGAAUGAAUUGGACAACGAAUUGGAGAAGAUGAACAAACACGGUGGAAAGAUCAGAAUGGUAAUUUAUUUUUAUUUUAAAGGCUGUCAGACAGCUAUUCCGGUUGACGGAGACCACCCACGAAGCCUCUGACUUUAACUGGUCUAAACUUGAAUCAAACAAAAGAUAGAGAUGAAAUACUGUGAAAAUAUGAAACUUCAAAUCUUUCUGUGCAAAAGUGCGUCGCCGUGUUUGCACACACACAAAUCCGCUUGACGUGGGGGCAACUUGAAAUUUUGAAAAAACAAGAUUUUCUCAGCUCGUAUUAACUUUCAUGAUUUCGGAAUUUUUUCACUGGUUCGUUUCAUAAUAAACUAUUUUUGACACUAAGCUUUGAGGAAAACCGGAAUAAUUGUUUAACUGCCUUUAAAAACUUGUGUUUAAAGGGGUUGUCCUGCUACAGGGAAACUUAGGCUUAAUCGAUAGAGCUAAGGUGCUCCUGAAACAUUCCAUAUUUUAUUUUGAUUUUAGAGCGAGUUUUCACCAUUUUAUUCAUGUUUUUGUUAGGUUUUAAGGUUUUCGUGCAUAUAAAAAACAUGUGUGCUCUUCACACACAUAAUUUAUUUGUGUGUAUUUCUCGCGAAACACAUUUUCUAACAUUUUUCAACUAUGGAAAGUGAUUUUAAUCAACUUUAGGCUUGCUUAUAGUUAGUUUUAAAAAGUGACGCACUAUUGCGGACUUGAUUUUCGACGUAGAAGGACAACCCCUUUAAUUAUCUUUAUUUUUUAAGCGUUUGACAAAAGAUUGGAAGACUGCUGUGGUUCAAAUUGGUCGUGUUGUUGAUAGAAAAACCAAAAAAGUGGAUGGCCAAGAAGUAUCCAAUAUUUUAAGCAAUAUUGGAUUAUGGUAUAUUCCACUUGGUGUCAUUCUUAUUUUCGUCAUUUCAUCAAUUUUACUCCAAUUCACAGAUGAGAAAUCACGAAAAAACCGAUGUCUUUUCAUUCUCACUCAUAUCAUGUUCUAUGUAAUUGUAUUGUUGACUUGUACUUGUGCUGGUUACAUCGUUCAUAAAGCUAUUGUUGGCAAGAAUGAAGAAUCAAUUCCUGAAGUACACCCGAAAUUUUUCGAUUUCCAAAUUCCUUUAUACGAUGGUCAUAAGAAAUCGUCCUUUGAAAUUCUCUCAAAAUCGUCUGGAAAAUUAUUCGAUUUGCCAAAUGAUGAUAUUCUGAUUGGAAAAAUUGAAUUUUUCGACAACUUGGAAAAGGAACUAGUGCAAGAUUUGGAAAAAUUGAAGCAGGAGGAAGAAUGCAGGCAGAAGAAUUUCGAAAAAAUCAGCAGUGCAAUAGAUGGUUGGAAUUAUAUUAAUUAUAUGGUCAGCCGUUUAAAUGACAUAAAAUCUAAUAAUGUGAAGGAAUGCGAUUCGUCUCUACCUGUUAUUGAUGCUUUUUUGGCCGAAUUUAACAAAACUGAAAACGUUACCAAAACUAUCGAAAUUUUGACGGCCAACUAUAGAGCGUGGGAGAGAAUGGGAGUUGCAUUGAGAACACUUGUGAAACAAAAAUCGAAAGAUCUGAAGGAUUUGGUGGAAAAACGAAAGGCGGAUAUCAAUGUGAGUUUUCUAGAAGAAAGAAAAUAUCAGAAAACGUUCAGAAUAGUCGAAAAAUUACUAAAUCUUUCAGGAAGGAAUCAAUAUCUUGAGCAUCGAUUGCAAAUCAACCAUGGCAACAAUGAACAAAAUACAUAAGAUUGGAACUGCUCACAAUGUUGAUGAAAAUAAGAAGGGUAUUAUGAUAUUGUUGAGUUGCUUUGUUUUGCUGAAUCUAUUUGCCUGCGAAGUGUCGUUCCUUUACACUUACCGCAAAUUUGGGCCUGACGAAUUAAUCAUUAUUUAUGAUGGUCGAUUGGCGUGGAUUGAAGGAGUUUUGAAGAGUGUAAGAAUUUUUUGAAUUUUAAGAAACCUAUCAAUUGUUUUUUUCAGUCCUGCGCAUAUUUUUAUGCAAAUUAUCGAGAAAUCGUUUCGAAAUUGAAAAUCACCGAAGUCUUGAUGGAAAGAGAUGAUUUAGUAAGUGCUGAGGACGACGAAGCACGACUAAAAUUGAUAUAUUUUUCAGAAACCUUUCGAAUCGACACUUCGUUGUUAUUUACCGUGCAUCAAAUCUACACGUGUUUUAUUGAAAAAUAUGAGUAUUUACAAAUAUUUUGUGCAUGCAAAUUAUAUUCCGUUGCCAAAUGCCGAAUUACAAAACGACGGUUGGAAAAAGAGCAAAUAUAUAGCUGCGAGUAGUCCGGUUAAGGAAGGCAUUUUUUUGUUCUUACACAUGUUGUACAAUGAGAAAGUGAGUUGUCUAUAGUUGUUUAUUGAUUUUUCUCAACUACUAACUGAUUUAGGUGAAUGUUGUAUUGAUGCUGUGUCGAUUUGUUGAGGAUGGACACGAGGAAUGUGCCCAAUAUUAUUCGGAGAAACUGGGAAAAACUUUGAGUUUUGGUGAAUAUUCGAUGAAAUUGGUUGAUAUCAAGAAAAGCGCAUUCAAAGAGUUUACUUGGCGAGUAUUGGAAUUGAGUUGUGGAACAGAUAAAAGAACUAUUAAUCAUAUUCAAUACACCGAAUGGCCGGAAAACUCUAUUCCAGAAAACCCUCAAAGUGUUUUGGCUAUGAUGAAUGCAGCAAGCGAUUUGUAUAAUGAUGCACCGAUUCUUGUUCAUUGUAAUGAUGGAAUUGGCCGUACUGGCACAUUAAUUGCAAUCGACUAUAUCUCGGAAUCACUCAAAUCGUUUGCCGAUGUUAGUUUGAUUGAAAAUAUGCGACAAUUGAGAAAUCUGAGAUAUGGUUUUGUUGGAAACGCCUUCCAAUUCUUGUUUCUGUACCAUGCUUUGCUCAGAAAAUUCACAAAAGUUAGUUUCAUAUUUUUCCCGCAAUUAAUUAAAACAUGAUGUAUUUCAGGAUGAAUUAGUUGCUGACGAACGAUGUCAAUGCUUUUAUAUCGAUUAUGAGCGCUUUAGAAGAUCACCGGAAUUCAAAUUGUGA